GUGUUCAUCCAGUACCAAAUGAUAUUCAAAGGUCAGGAGUGUCUGCCGUUCAAGGUCACACCAAGGACAAUGUUGAACGGUUUUCUGGGAGUGCAUCUGUAUCUGUGGAGGAAAGAGAUAACAAAAGUGUGAAUUCUGUUACUAGAAUAGAAGAACAAGAAGUUGAUGGCUCUCGUUUAGUUGCUAUUCAGAGUUCUAAAGUGAAAAGCAUUAAGAAAAAUCACAGAACAGGAAAGCAAGAGCUGAUGAAGUCAGUGCAAGAGCUUGCUUCUCAAGCAGCUACUCGAGCCAAGGCUGAAGCUGCAAAAAACAUCACACCACCAAAGUCAGCUUAUCAAUUUGACGCUUCUUUGCGGCGACUCUCUAAUGACCGUGCUCUACAGGCUCGUUUAUUGAAGAUAACAAGAUUUGGGAUGAAGUAUUUUGUAGCGAGGCAACGCCAAUUGAGUAUGCAGAGAUGCUUGAUAAAUUUCGUUCAAGAUACUGCCUCAAUCGGUGACAAGCGUGUUCUAAAAGAGAUCUUAGGGAUGGUCUUUGUGCUAUCACAUUUUCAUUUUUUGUACUCAGCCAUCAUAAUCCCAAAUCACUUAAAUGCUGAAAUGCUCCACCACUAUUUGGUCUACUUUGUGGACCUUCAUAAAAAGAAUCCAUGAAGGUCUGAAAUAUGUUCUUUUUCAUAUGGUUUGUUAACAUGAUCCCUUCAAGUCAAGUCUAUGAUCCAUUGUUCUGAGUUUGUGCAUGUGUACAUAGGUAACUGAUUUUGAUGACAUAUUAAGCCUUGAUAUUACAAUCUCCAUUAUCUUAUCCA
Molecule: messenger RNA, 808 nt
Organism: Quercus lobata
Lineage: Eukaryota; Viridiplantae; Streptophyta; Magnoliopsida; Fagales; Fagaceae
Exons: 4
Coding region: 246-653 (135 amino acids)
Source: RefSeq, a predicted model, not a curated record